This is a messenger RNA of Blastocystis hominis, 1782 nucleotides long. RefSeq lists its product as hypothetical. Gene Ontology annotation, molecular function: glycosyltransferase activity. Bases 1 to 1782 code for a protein of 593 amino acids. The transcript is spliced from 7 exons. NCBI's taxonomy places the organism in Eukaryota, Bigyra, Opalinata, Blastocystidae. The record is from RefSeq and is a predicted model, not a curated record.
AUGUUGUCAAUAAUACGCUCAUUCUAUUUUCUCAAGGAAAAGAACAAGUCUUCAAUUGAUUACAAACCCUAUAUAACUGGAAAUUCUGAUACUGGAAAGAAAACGAGAUCUUCUUUGAAGAUUAACCGACACGUUGGCUCCAUCCGCCCAAAACCCACUUCUUUGUAUAGCAACGCUAAUAGAAAUCAUUCAGUUACGAUUUUUUCUGAGAGAUUCACACUACCGACGAAAGCAGGUUCUGUAUCCUAUAAAAACACUUAUCCGCACAAAAGAAGGAGUUCCUUACUCCGUUUCAGUCAAGACCGCACAAGACCAACAACGGCAGUACCAUGGGAAGAGGACAAGAGCGAUAAUGUUACCGCUUCAGAUUCGAAUUUUACAGAAGAUUAUAGUAUUCUUACCAACCAAGUUCCUACAACUGUAUCAACCAAUUUACAGGGUUCCUUUGAAAUCGGCUCUUCUUUUGUGAUUAUAUCGCGCCUUCUCCCUUAUGAAGGCCGUUGGUUUACCAAUUUAUAUCGAUAUGAACGGGGAGACUGGUUAGUCUGUCUUCAAUUGCUAAUUCCUAGGGAACAACGAUUUUUGCGUUUAUUACACGUGAUUCAAUCAAACUAUAUCAAAUUUGAAAACCAAAGAAAUGCAAGCAAUGCAGCGUUUCGCAUGAAAGAAUAUUCGGAUGCAUCGAUUGGCAUGAUAGAACGAUCGGAUAGUCCAUUCAUGGAGGGGCACAACAUCUGUUUCAAUUCCAAGCAUGAAUGGAAGGUAUAUCAAAAGAAAGGCAGUAUUAUAUCGCAGUAUCCUUACAGGCACUGUUUUCGCUGGACACAUUCGAUAGUAACCUCACAUAGCAAGAUUCCAACCAACGCCAAUUGGAUCGAAGACGGAUAUUACUAUGUUUCCUAUCCUUAUCGAUCUCGUCAUAUCGGACACUUCGCCGAAUCUGUGAACCAGCUAUUACUCAAGCUGCGGUAUCCUUCUCUCUAUCCUCCACUCACUGACUUGUAUCUUCCUCGCUUUUCCACUCAUGAAUACGAAUGGUCCUCUACCUAUUUGAAAUUGCUGUUUCUUCUUUUUCCUUCCGACUUCACUCCCAAGCUCCACAUUGCUAGAAAUAUUACGUUAAAUAAGGUUGUUUGUUUCCGCUCGGCGAUUUUGCUUGAUCGUUGCCGAUACAACCUAGAUGGAGCGUUAUUCGCGGGGAUUUUCUCUCAGGAUUUGAUGAGAGCGUCCGCGUAUCGAUUGGCAGCCAUUCAAUCCAAAGAAAUCCAAGUGAAUCAAAUCCCAUUUUUGAUCAUCGAUCGAAAUGGCAAGCGCGGUCUGGUGAAGCACUCCGAAUGGGAUUUGGAUGUGUCGUACACCACAAUGGAGAAGUUGUCGUUCGUGAAGCAGGUUCGAUUGUUCUACAACACGGAUAUUUUCUUUUCUCCGCAUGGCUCCGCUCUCGUUAAUCUCAUGUUUGCAAGGCCUCAUUCGGUUGUGAUCGAAUGCAAUCCGCCCUAUUUUUAUGAGAUUUGGUAUUCGAACACUGCGUUGAUUUCGCGUGUGCAUCACAUUAUGCUAGCUACCUACAAAGGGAAUUUGACGGGAUCUUCGAAGUGGAAAAGAGCGGAGCAAGCUUAUUUUGGGGGAAUAAUGAGUCGAAUUCGUCGCCAAUAUGCGGAUGAUCAUGUCAAUCCUCCUGUUUUUGUGGUUAAAGGUGCUGUAGAAGAUGCAGUCGCGUAUUUAAAGCGAUGGCGCUUUGUUUUUGAAGUGUCUGAUAAAUGGUCUCCAUUGUUUUUCUAA